This is a messenger RNA of Terrapene triunguis (Three-toed box turtle), 3206 nucleotides long. RefSeq names its product UTP6 small subunit processome component (gene UTP6). The transcript has 18 exons. Lineage: Eukaryota; Metazoa; Chordata; Testudines; Emydidae. The coding region runs from base 1331 to 3127 and encodes 598 amino acids. Gene Ontology annotation, cellular component: small-subunit processome; Pwp2p-containing subcomplex of 90S preribosome. Gene Ontology annotation, biological process: maturation of SSU-rRNA from tricistronic rRNA transcript (SSU-rRNA, 5.8S rRNA, LSU-rRNA). Gene Ontology annotation, molecular function: snoRNA binding; protein binding. The record is from RefSeq and is a predicted model, not a curated record.
UGUGCAUUGGGGAAAACAAAAAUCCUUCCUGACUCCUCCAGGCAUGGUCUGAAGACCAGAAGCAUGAGAUUUGAUUACAGUCAUUGUCUGAAUGUGGACCUGCAAGUGCUCUGAGUAUGUUGAGAGAAAUAACAAGCAAUCCUAUUUUCUCCAUGUCCCAUGAAGGCAAGGGAUGAACAGGGAGAUUAAUAGAAUCCAAGGCCAGAAGAGAUUAUCUCCAUCGGCAAGUUGAGCCCCUGCACACACAGCCUAUAAAACUUCCCCUAGGCUGGACUAGAGCCCAGUGGAUGGGGCCUUUGGGGGUCAGGGCAGAGACUGGGCUGGAGCCCAAGGGAUUAGUUUUAGAGGGACAGAGCCCAGGUAUUGUGGGGGAGGGAAGGUUGAGCUUGAAGCUGGGUUAUGGGGUGGGAGCUGAGGCUAUUGGGGGUCUGAGACAACAGCCAUAUUGUUGGGGUAUGUAGAGACUGAGCUAGAACCAAGGUUAUUGGGGUCAGAGACCAGGUUAUUAGGGGAAGGGAUGGAGAUUAUUGGGAUGAAGAGCUGAGCCAGAAUCAGGACCCACAAUAUGAGGCGAGAGGGACUGGGGCUGCAUUGGAGCACAGAGCCCAGUUUAUCAGGGAGACAGGAGUGUAGGACACUGGUUGUGGGAGGCAGAAGCUGGACUGCAGCUCAUGUUGUUGGGGAAGGGGUUGAGCCUAAGCCAGUAUUAUCAGGGUCUGUGAGGAGGAACAGGCAGAGGCUUGGGUAGAAUUCAGUUCAGGUUAUUGGAGGGUGGGAGAGGACCCACCUGGGUCCGGUUAUGGGAGAGGCAAAUGGAGGCUGAAAUAGAGCUCCAUGCGCAUGUUGUUGGAGGUGGUGAGCGGAGUGCAGGUUUUUGUCAGGCAGGAGUAGUAAAUACCAGUUUAGCAACUAAACGAAAAAAAUCCAAGGGAUGUAGGCAGUCAUUUGCCAGAAUUGUGAUUAAAGUUUGAAAAGGGAGGUUUUUGGCUUAAUUUUAAUUUUCUCUGGGUCAGAAGAAGCUGGGUGUGGACUGGAAAUCUGUCUUGUGUUUUAUUUGAGGCUGUUGUAACAACUUAGCAGAAAUGUGCUUGGCUGGAGUAGUAUGGGAGACUGUCCAAGAACCCAAGGUCCAAAGAGGCUCAGUGCCUGUAACUGUAGGAUGUCACAAUGGGCGGAGAUAGAAUUCAAGAAUGAACAGAAUGGAGACUGUGCCUGCAUCACAAACAUGUGUAACAAUUUGACACUUCAUUGUUUGGUCAUCAUUUGAUUCUUGCCACAUGGAAAAGGAAUGACAAGAACAAAACUGAACUUAAAACCUGCCCUGUAGAAAAUGCCUGUGCUGCUGUACACUACAGCAAUGUCAGUUUUUCGGGGAUUAAGAAUAAUUAAAGAAUGCCUAAAAAUGGAAUUUUUACAUUUCUCCAGGGCAGUCAUUAAGAAAGCGUCAGCUCUAGAAUACAAAAUACAGAGGAGAGCUCUCCGUAAGGAAGACUUUAUCAAUUACAUUCAGUAUGAAAUUAAUCUGUUGGAACUGAUCAAGAAAAGAAGAUCGCGCAUUGGAUAUUCAUUUAAGAAGGAUGAGAUUGAGUAUUCUAUUGUGCAGAGAAUACAUGGCCUCUUCAGGCGUGCCACAGAAAAAUGGAAAGAUGACGUGCAGCUGUGGUUGUCACAUGUGGCUUUUUGCAAGAAAUGGAAUAAAAAAAUUCAGCUUAGCAAGGUGUUUUCUGCCAUGCUAGCCAUUCAUCCGAACAAGCCAGCAUUGUGGAUUAUGGCUGCCAAGUGGGAAAUGGAGGAACGCCUCUCAUCCGAAAGUGCCAGGCACUUGUUCCUUCGUGCAUUGCGCUUCCAUCCAGAGUCUCCAAAACUGUAUCAAGAAUAUUUCAGAAUGGAACUGAUGCAUGCUGAAAAGCAGAGAAAAGAAAAGAAAGAGUUUGAACAAGCCAAGAUGGACUUGGGCGAGUUCAGUUAUUCUGAAGAGGUUCUUAAUGGGGAAAUGGCUCGAAUAAUCUACAGAAAUGCUGUUCAGAAAAUCAAAGGUGCUGAGUUCUGCCUGUCCUUGCUUUCAAUUGCAAAGCUAUUUGAUUUUACACAAGACUUGCAAAAAGAAAUUCUUGAAAACUUGCAGGCUGAGCAUGCUGAUGAUCCUCUUACAUGGGACUACAUGGCCCGUCGGGAGCUGGAGAUGGGGUCCUUGCCAUCCCCAGAAUGUUCAUCUAAACAGAUGAAAGCAUCCGAGGUGGCCCAGAAAGAGGAGCGGUGCUGCGCAGUCUUUGAGGAAGCAGUGACAGCGCUCCCCACAGAGGCCAUGUGGAAAUGCUAUGUCACUUUUUGCCUGGAGAGACUUAACAGGAAAACCAAUAGUGAGGAAUUGAGACGGAAGAGGCUAGAAAGGACUUUGAGUGUAUUCAGCGGAGCCCAUGAGUCCACCUUGCUGCCAGAGACUUUAUACAAACAGUGGCUUCACCUGUUACUGGAGGUUGGCCUUUCUGAGAAGGCAACAGAGGUAGCUGCAGCUGCAACCAAACGGUUCAGCCAAUCGGUGGAAAUGUGGCACACGAGACUGCAGGUGCUAAUCAAACUGAACAGCAGCGAUGUGGCCCAGUGUUUUGAGGAAGCUGUGAGACAGGUGAAAUCUAAGGGCUGUUUACCGUUAUGGACUCUAUGGGUGGAAUGGAGUGAAGGAGCAAACAGCAAGGAAGACACACAAGCCCUCUACCAGAGAUCCUUAUUUGUCAUAGCCCCAGCUGACUCAGUAACCAUGAAAGAGAAGUACCUUGAUUGGGCCUACAGAGAUGGCGGUUAUAAGAAAGCAAAGAAAGUCUUUACCAGCCUGCAUGAAAGUCGCCCAUUUUCACUCGAGUUCUUCAGGAAAAUGAUUGAAAUAGAGAAGGAGCAAGAAUCCUGCAAGAUGCUUAAUCUGAGAGAAUACUAUGAACGUGCCCUGAGAGAGUUUGGUUCUACAGAUUCUGAUCUCUGGCUAGAUUACAUCAAAGAGGAGCUAAACCAUCCCCAAGGCAAACCAGUAAACUGCGGGAACAUUCACUGGAGAGCUAUGAAGAUGCUAGAGGGAGAGCUAGUAGAAAAAUUUGUUUCCAAAUACACUUUGCUGCAAACUGGACACUUGUGAAAAAUGCAGAUUACGUUGAACUUGCAAACGUUUCUGACAGACAAUAUCAAAGCGCAGAAUUUCUGGAGUUAGUUGGUUG